This is a messenger RNA of Monascus purpureus, 435 nucleotides long. Lineage: Eukaryota; Fungi; Ascomycota; Eurotiomycetes; Eurotiales; Aspergillaceae. The record is from the annotation of a GenBank genome assembly.
AUGGUGAUGUUUAUGUUUAGCCUGGGGUUUUUUGUCACGAUCAUCAGCAUCCUACGCCUGAAAUCGCUCGUCGCACUGGCGAAUACACAAAAUCCAACCUGGGACUAUGUCUGGAUCGCAUUCUGGACCUGCCUCGAAAUCGAAGUGGGCAUCAUCUGCGCAUGUCUCCCCGCCAUCCGAUCACUGUUGAUCCGCAUGAUGCCCGACCUCUUCCGGAGCAGUCUCUCGGGCAGCUCGAAGACACCGCAGAUCUAUUAUAGCAGCAAUCCUCGCGGUCCUGGCAAUACCCGUCGGACUAGCUAUACUCAGCACGGACGGACCGGGUCGAGAUUGGACGGGAUGAUGUCCCAGCGGCCCAAGGUGGACAGUUCUUCGGACUUUAUACCGCUGGUGGAUUUGGAGAAUGUGCGGACGGGCGAGUUUUCGAGGACGUAG